AUGUCCUUUCCACCUCCUCCAGGUCUUAAAAAGGCGCCCUCGUCUCUUCCUCCUCGACCACCUCCAUCCAGCAAUGCUGCGCAGCCACCGGGCUAUGGGAACCCACGCCCAGCUAUUACGGCUUUCCAACCGCGUUCCGUAGCCUCUAGUCAACCAUACCGCGCCAGCCCGACGAUCUCAGCCCCACCUGUCUCGUCCGCUGGGUAUGCGUCCAACUACCCUACUUAUUACCAACAACCACAACCUCAAACCUACCAGAGCGAUCCCUCCUCCUACUACGGCGCCCCCUACAAUGAAAGCACAUAUGGCCCAACCGUCCCCCACAUCCAGAAUCCAUUCGGUUCGACUCCUGGCCAGGCAUAUGGUGGUGGACGCCCAGGUCGCGAUGGCGUAGAUGCAGAGACCGAGGCCCAGAUCGCCCAGUGGCAAACUGCUUAUGCUAAGCAGGAUGACUCCGCCGCUCACACAUACGGUGCCCAGUCUACCGCUCCCAGCAGAGGUACCGGAACCCCAAAUACUGGAGCGGCCGGCGCUGGCACCCCACUACCUCAACCUGAACCUCAAAAGACAGUUCCUCGCUCCGGUGGUGGACAAGAGUGGACCGACCCGACACUACUGGAGUGGGACCCGGCUCAUUUCCGUCUGUUCGUGGGCAAUUUGGCUGGCGAAGUCACUGAUGAAUCUUUGUUGAAGGCUUUUGCGCGAUACACGUCCGUGCAAAAGGCGCGUGUGAUUCGGGAGAAGCGCACCCAGAAGAGUAAAGGUUACGGGUUCGUCAGCUUCAGUGAUGGCGAUGAUUAUUUCUUGGCUGCACGUGAGAUGCAGGGCAAGUACAUUGGCUCCCAUCCAGUUCUCUUGCGAAGAGCUGUUACCGAAGUUAAGCCGGUCUCGAAUGUUAAGAGCCACAAGAAGGGUGGAGGCGGUGCCCGAGGCGGGAAUUCGGGAGCCAAGGUGAAGCAUGACGGAGUGAAGAAAUCUGGAAAGACCAAGGGAGGAUUGAAGAUUCUUGGCUAG
Molecule: messenger RNA, 1014 nt
Organism: Penicillium odoratum
Lineage: Eukaryota; Fungi; Ascomycota; Eurotiomycetes; Eurotiales; Aspergillaceae
Product: RNP domain protein
Exons: 1
Coding region: 1-1014 (337 amino acids)
Molecular function (GO): mRNA binding
Source: RefSeq, a predicted model, not a curated record